AAGAAUGUAGUUCUUUCGUUUAGGGUCUACUCUAUGAGUCCGUACUAAUAUGUAUUCUAUGGGAUUGUAUUUGUUUACGUUUUGAAAGAGAUUUGACUUGUGUCAGUUGACGUUGAUUGUCUUAAUUAUCUAAAAUGAACAUUCAAAUGCAACAAGCAGCAGGGGUUAUGCCUCCACAAGGAACCCCGCAACAACCACCGACAAUGCAACAGUCACAACAAAUGUCUCAACCGCCUGACAAACUGGAUAAUAUAUCAAAAAUUAAGUCUUUGGUUGGACCAUUACGAGAUACAUUAGCAAUUACCCUGAAAUCAGCCUCACAAGCCAUUCACCAGAAUAGUUUGAUCGAUGUUGGAUCAUCGAAAGGCGUGGAUAUACCAACCAUUCGUUUCGACAAACACACGGAAGAAUUCUAUUCCAUUUGUGACCAAAUUGAGCUGCAUCUGAAGACGUCCAUCGAGUGCAUGAACCAGGGGUCGAGCAGCCAGCGCUACCUGCCCUCGGCCGUGGUGCCGACCCGCACGGAGCCCCUGCCCGGCCAGGACCAGGCCACGCUCACCUACCCCCAGUACCUGGGCACGGUGCGCUCGCAGGUGGCCUACGCCAAGGAAGUGCACGACACUCUUGUGGCCGCCGCGCAGAACAUCACGCCCUCUGAGUAGUCAUCCUACAAGACUACAUCCGAACGUCACGCCGUCCGAGUAGCGGUGCCGAGUCAUCCUGCAAGACGACAUCUCAAGAGCAAAUGUGCCAGAAACUGUGUUGUAUCGAGGAAAGCUCAACGUGUGGAACUCGGGCGAAACACUACAUCUCUUCCAUAAGCAGUGGAGCGACGUGCCAGGCCAGGGGUGGGCAGUCAGCGGCUCUUCGCAAAUUGAUUUAUUUGACGGCGCUACGAUUUGCUUGCGCUGCCACUUUAACUAAAAAAUAUAUAUAUAUAUGCCGAACAAAACCAAGCGGCAUGAUCGCAACGCAGGCCCAAGGGCAUGCCUACCGUCACACCACCCCGUCGCUUUGUUUCAAUAAUUAAUAUGUAUAAUUUAGGGUUUCUUAUUUUAUUAGUACAUCUCUAAUAAUGACUACCGUAUUGUUUACACUUAGUACUUUAAAAAACUCUAUUUUAUUCACAAAUUCAUCAAUCAUAAAAUAGCUUGAUUUUAUCAUCUUAAAUUUUCACGUAGAUACAAAGAAAAUACAUAUUGCGGUGCUCCAAAAUAUUUGAGAAUCAAUUUACUUAACAUUUGGCUCAUUUCACUCGCAAAUCUGCAGACCCCUGUGCUAGGCUAACAUCGACUUUAUUUUACUUUCAUUAUUAUUACUAUGCAGACUUAUGUAAGUAAAAACUCCAUUACUGACUAUUUGAAAGUCCAGAUAUGGUGCGAGUAACAGCAGCAAGAUUUUUUGUUUGUGCAUACCAAAUGUCUGGAACAAUGAAAUGUUCAUUGAGUUUCAGUGUUGAAGCUACAAUGUAUGGAAUGGUGUAGCAAUUAAAUCUGUUAAUACGAUA
Messenger RNA from Bacillus rossius redtenbacheri, 1507 nucleotides. It is a transcript of the gene ix, whose product is annotated as mediator of RNA polymerase II transcription subunit 29. Gene Ontology annotation, molecular function: transcription coregulator activity; transcription factor binding. Gene Ontology annotation, cellular component: mediator complex. The record is from RefSeq and is a predicted model, not a curated record. Bases 135 to 662 code for a protein of 175 amino acids. Gene Ontology annotation, biological process: regulation of transcription by RNA polymerase II. NCBI's taxonomy places the organism in Eukaryota, Metazoa, Arthropoda, Insecta, Phasmatodea, Bacillidae. The transcript is spliced from 4 exons.